AUGUUCUCCGGCAACCGCAGCGGCGGCCAGGGCUACUGGGAGGGCGGCGGGGCCGCGGGCGUCGAGGGGCCGGCGGGGACGCCGCGUCCCGCGCCGCUCUUCAGCCCGGGCACCUACGAGCGCCUGGCGCUGCUGCUGGGCUCCGCGGGGCUGCUGGGCGUCGGCAACAACCUGCUGGUGCUCGUCCUCUACUGCAAGUGCCAGCGGCUGCGCGCUCCCACCCACCUCCUGCUGGUCAGCAUCAGCCUCAGCGACCUGCUGGCGUCCGUCUUCGGGGUCCCCUUUACCUUCGUGUCCUGCCUGAGGAACGGCUGGGUGUGGGACGCCGCGGGCUGCGCGUGGGACGGGUUCAGCAGCAGCCUCUUCGGGAUUGUUUCCAUUGCCACCCUAACCGUGCUGGCCUAUGAACGGUAUAUUCGCGUGGUCCAUGCCAGAGUGAUCAAUUUUUCCUGGGCCUGGAGGGCCAUCACCUACAUCUGGCUCUAUUCACUGGCGUGGGCAGGAGCACCUCUCCUGGGCUGGAACAGGUACAUCCUGGACAUACACGGCCUAGGCUGCACAGUGGACUGGAAAUCCAAGAAUGCCAAUGAUUCCUCCUUUGUGCUCUUCUUGUUUCUCGGCUGCCUGGUGGUGCCCGUGGGCGUCAUAGCCCAUUGCUACGGCCAUAUUCUGUAUUCCGUUCGAAUGCUUCGUUGUGUUGAAGAUCUUCAGACAACUCAAGUGAUCAAGAUUUUAAGAUAUGAAAAGAAAGUGGCCAAAAUGUGCUUUUUUAUGAUAUUCACCUUUCUGGUCUGUUGGAUGCCUUAUAUUGUGAUCUGUUUCUUGGUGGUUAAUGGUUCUGGACAUCUGGUAACUCCAACAAUAUCUAUUGUUUCGUAUUUCUUUGCUAAAUCGAGCACUGUAUACAAUCCAGUUAUUUAUAUCUUCAUGAUCAGAAAGUUUCGAAGAUCUCUUUUACAGCUUCUGUGUUUCCGACUGCUGAGAUGCCAGCGGCCUGCUAAAGACCUACCAGCAGAGGGGAGUGAAAUGCAGAUCAGACCCAUUGUGAUGUCACAGAAAGAUGGGGACAGGCCAAAGAAAAAAGUGACAUUUAACUCUUCUUCCAUCAUUUUUAUCAUCACCAGUGAUGAAUCGCUAUCAGUUGAGGACGGUAACAAAACCAGUGGGUCCAAGCUUGAUGUAAUCCAAGUUCGUCCUUUAUCGUAAUGAGUUAUAGUAAUGAAAGAUGGAGCCUUAAAUUGGACACCGCUUUUGGACUUCCAUGAUAAGGACUGUUCUGAAAUCCCCAUUCUGUGUAUAUCAACAGAACUUUUAUGACCCAGCAGGAAGUCUGAAAUGACCAUAUGCUCUCUGGCAUCAGGAAACCAUUGAGCAAGACGAAUUCUUUUAAUUUAACAGGUGCUUUACAUAAUGAAAAACUAUUUGUGGCACAAGGUGGACAUCUGACAACAUCAUCUUCUAACAUGUUGGGAAUGUUCAUUUCAAAUAUAUUUUUUAAAUGACUAUAUUUUCCAAGGCACAUAAUACAUUUUUCUUAAAAAUAUUGUGUUGUAAAAAUAAACUUGCCUCAUGCACAUGAGUGAAAUAGCUAGAAAAUCUUGAAUUGUCUGUAGUAUUGGAUACUAUUCAGUGUCGUGCCAUAUGUUUGACCAAAUCAAAUUUAUCAAGGAGAUAAUACUAGGAUAAAAAAGAAAAAUCAAUCCCCUAACUUUAUUUAAACAAAAGACUUGUUAUAUGUCUAUUAUGAUAAAGAGGAGCUUCAUAUUAACAUGCUACUGAGCAAGCUCUAGAAGACACUACUAAGAAGCAUCAUAGCAAAGAGAAUAGAGUGAUUAAUUUCAAGGUAAUUAUGGUAUAUAGUUAAUUAUACAAUAGUGAGGAUGUACAUGAAGAUGAUGUUGACGGUCGAUCGGUAUCUCCAUAUAUUUCAUUUCAAACAUAACCAUGGGAGGAUUAUCCUUCCCUUUUAAUAAUUUCCCACAGUUUGGCCAAGGGUUCUGGAUUGAGAAAAGGAGUUCCAAGUAAACUUACAUUUGAAGGGGCAUGAAAUGAGUGUAGAAGUAUAUUCAUAAAAUGUAUUAAUUAAUCUUCAUGCUCAUCAAUCAGCCCACUGGAUAAUUGAUCAUCAGUGUUAGUGAAGAAGCCAUUUUUCCAUGCAUCAUUGUUUAGUCUUGUAGGAGACCAGAAUAUGCUACCCCCAAAUAUGCCCCUUUGGCAUAAAGAUAAUUUUGAGCUGAAGGCAACUGAGAAGAAGCAGAUACAAGAAAACUCUGUGCCCUUCCCCCAUUUGCCUGAAAGCAGGACAUGAAUUUACAGAACUGUCCUGCUCCCUUUUCUACCGGGAAGGACAAGGUUGAUCACCAGAGACAACUGUAGACUUUUGUCAUUCUGGAGACUGCACCAGAGCAAUCUACGUAACACACUCCCAUUUACUUGCCUUCCUAGAAUUUGCUGCCACUAGAGCCUCAAAGGCUUUUUCCUAUGUCUUAUCAUUUCCCUAAAAAUUCACUCCUCUUGGUGGAAGAUGCCAGGAAGUUCUAUGCUUGCCCUUUGAGCAUUACUCAUUUCCUGGAUAUCUCCCUUGUAAUAUAUACACAUUAAAAGCUUUUGUUCAUUUUUCUUUUCUUAAUGUCUUUCAUUAUAGGGGCCCCAGCCAAUGAACCUAAGAUGGGUAAAAGGAAAAGAAUUUUUUUUCCUCCCCUACAAACUAAACAUGAGUUAUUAAACUCAAGGAUUUCUUUGACAAUAUAGAAAAGAAACACUGAAUAUUUUAUUUUAUUGCUUAAUUUUUAUUUCUUAGAGGAACCUCCUCCUAGUUUUGCAUCUUCAUAAUUGAUCGUGUUCGAAGGAUUUCUAAAUGACUCAGUCAGCCUAUUGAAGAAGGAAAAACCAAAGAAAAUGUUUUCAGUAAAUGUACUUAUAAAAAUCAAGUUUAUUGCUGGUUCUGCCAGAGUAUGUUGUUCAAGAGUGAGUCACUACAUUGUUUCUGAGGGUGUGAAAUCGAAUAAAAUAUGACUCAUAUUUCUAUAAAA
Molecule: messenger RNA, 3032 nt
Organism: Cynocephalus volans (Philippine flying lemur)
Lineage: Eukaryota; Metazoa; Chordata; Mammalia; Dermoptera; Cynocephalidae
Gene: OPN3
Product: opsin 3
Exons: 4
Coding region: 1-1206 (401 amino acids)
Biological process (GO): phototransduction; G protein-coupled receptor signaling pathway; cellular response to light stimulus
Cellular component (GO): plasma membrane; photoreceptor outer segment
Molecular function (GO): G protein-coupled photoreceptor activity
Source: RefSeq, a predicted model, not a curated record